AUGAAGGAUCGCGGCGGCAUUGGACAGCUGUUCGAGUUCAAGCGACUACUGGUGAGCGAAGUGAACGGACGGGAAAGGGGGGUCCGCAGUGUCGCGUACGCGUGUUUGCGUACCCCGCCGUCACCCGCACCAAAAUCCCCGCUGUUUUGUGCAAUGGCACAGCAUUGUUAUGCAGUCUCUCGUGAUAAUUGCGAUCAUUUUGCUUGCUGUCCCUCACUUUCUUUCUCUUUAUUUGCUUUCUCGCGAGUUUUCUGCUCGCUCAAGAAACACGCGUUGAUUGGCAUGACAAAUACUGCUCCAAAGUUGUCCGUAUCGCUCGCUAAUUAAUCAAACUGGCCAGCGACCUUUGUCCACUUCACCAAUUUUAAUUGAUAAAACGCCAUUUCGGAGUGCAAUUCAAUUCUGCAUAAUGGUCAUCGAUGUAGCGCGGCAGAAAACUCCACUAUCAGCAACAUGUCCGAUUAUUCUUAAAUUCGGCAUCGAUUGAGUGACAGCGGUCGGCGCCGGCCGAAAAAUGUGAGGGGAAAAAGCGAAAUUUGCUUCCUAGUUUGUUUCUCUUUCCCUCCAAGACGAUCAGUCUUAGUCACAACUUCAGUUUGUUUUUUUUUUCUUUUUCCCGUCGCAAUGCGGUCGGUUCGCGGCGAAAAUGAGUGUGUAUCGAACUGCAAUGACCAUCCAUCUAUUGCGUCCAUUCCGUCCGGUCGGCCGGCCAAUCCUCCCGUCGCUCAGUCGUUUUCCGGCGGUAAAAACCGCAAAACGAAAGAUGCGGCGAUUUCCUGUUGACUGGGAGUGUUUUAGCCAAUCUCCCGAAGUGGUUUGAUUGACAUCGACGCCCUCCGCUAUUUCACCACCAAAGCAUCUCCCCCCGCCCCGUUAUGCACUCUCUUCUUCUCAACAAUUCGCAGUAACAAGAACAAAACCGAGCUUUUUUCUUUUUCUUUCUUGUUUCGACCUCAGCGUCAUGAAUUAUGAUCGGUGCGUUGAGUGCCAGUGCAAAGACCUUGAAAAUUGAGAAUUCUAUCAAAUUCACCCUGUCAUUUCACAGAUGAGCAGGUAGCCUUUGCGCCAUUUUUUUGCAUUCCGUUUUUCACCAUUUUACGACGCAGUUUCGGCAAUGUGUAUCACAUCGAGUCCAAUUUUUAUGGUGGGCGCGGAGGCGGCAGCGGCGGGCGUUCGGACUACCUCACAAGUGUUGACACACACUCUCUUCAUUUGGCCGUCCUCUGUGCCCAUUUCCAACUUUUGUAUAGGAGCCCAAGUGUCAUUAUUGUGACAGACAGUUUCAAUUUCUACACUUCCCCCAUAUCAUCAGAGUUUUUGACUGGUCUCCGAUUACAUAUUCAAUCGGAAAAAGGCUCAUUUGUGAAUCUUUUGAACUCAUACUGUGGACGUGGACAUUUACUGAAAAGUUAGGCCAAAGCCGCUGAGUCAUUUCGAUUUUCGAAAUUCUAACAAAAAACAGUUUCCGAUGCCUACAAAAGAACAUAGACUGAUCGGUGUAAUAUUGGUUACACGAGAAGUGUGUGUCUAGUAACAAGGACAAAUAUAUAAAUCAUUUCGAAUGGUAUGUAUAACAUCAUCGUAUUGGAAUGUCCGGUUUUCUCACUCAUCGAUCAUUUUUGAUAGAAAUUGAUUAAGGCAGACAAACGAGAACAUUCUUUGAUACUACUAGCAAAUCGCAAGCCCCAAUUUUUCAGUGAAGACACCAUUAUAAUAAAUUUGGUAAUAAAAUGAGCGUUAUCGCGUUUCGCCGAUGUCGGGAAAGGCGUAAAUGAGGGGAGCGGGACACGAUAAGAAGUAUCGGUCAAGCCGGCCUUUGCCAAAGGAAAAGUGUAGCCUGUUCUCGGUUUGUGGCGGAAGACUCUCCCCUAGUUUCGCUUUCCUUCUCUUUGUUCGAUAUCAGAUUUCGAAUCAGUAUGUUAUGUUCAAAUCGGCCACUCGUCUCUCGCAAAAGACGGAUAUUUUCUGCUUCAAAACUAUGCGUCUAUUCCAGAUGACUACGGACUCGGCAAGUAUCAAGUCUUCCGAGGGAACGUGCAGUUCGAUUGGUGACGAGCGCGAGAAGGCGAAAAUUGUGCAGAAGUUGGUCGAAAUUAAGGACAAAUUGAGAGCGUUGAACGAGAAACGUGAAGGUGAGUUGAUUCUCCGCCGCGACACGCAUUAGGAAGGCAUCAACUCACUCUAAUUCGUUCCAGUUGACGUCGAAAAGUUCCUGUCAGUGACCAAACAGUCGGAAAUCGCCCGCGGCAUCGGCCUCGACAACCCGCAACGAGCCCGUAUCCGCAACAAUUUCGAACGCCAAAACCGCAAGCAUGCUCAGGAAACCGAGGUUCUUCAGGUGAGCUGAACAUUCAAUCGAUAAAUGGGUGGGCUAACCUUUUUUUUGGUCCAGAAGAAACUUCUCGACUACGAAGAGCGUCUGAAACAAGUCGACAGCGGAGAAUAUGAGCCGAGCCCGACGCGUUCCAGAGUUUUCCCCACUGGAAUCAGGUUAGUUAGAAGCAUAGUUGGCAAAAUCCGGACUAACGAGCGGGCCGUGCUAUUAUAGGAAAACUUUAUGAAAAUUAUGCGAAAAGAGACCAAAAUCUAAUUCGGUUAUCACACGUUUAGUUAUCCAUUAGACACAUCAUGUACGAAUAUGCAGAACACUCAAUCGAUACACGAUUUUUUGUGAGAAAAUGUAUUUGCUGACGUGUCAAAAAAGCAGCCAAUUGACGAAUAAACAUCGCAAGGUUUAUCUGCCAGAUGUUUAAUAGGUGGUUUGCACAUGUGCACCAUCCCACUGAACACAAGCCAGUUUUAAAGUUUUCGUUGAAAUGUUUUGAAGCAACGCAAUAAUGCGGACGCCUUUUAAUUUCUCCCUUUCUCAUUCGCUUUAGUACAAAAAAAGACGGAAUCAGGCAAGAAUGCAUAAAUCAGCUUUGGAGAAAAUAUCUGAAAGAAGACGGCGUAUUGGAUGGAAUAGGCGUCACAGGCAAAAAGCAAUUUCCAGUUUGUAUUACCUCGAGCCGGCAUCGAUUGGGGGCCGGACCAGGCAGCCCAGCCUGCUCGGCUCUUUUUCAUCCGUGUCACAGGAUAUCACAUUCAAUUUUUACGACCAAAUUUGCGUGUGCCAACCUCCUCUCGAAAGAGAAGAGCCGAGAUUUUUGCCUCCAGCGACACACAUUGUUCCCCGUGGCUACCACUACAAUUCUUUCCAUUUUCAGAAAAGCCAAAGGAGUCACAGAGUCUGUGAUGAACGCUCAAAUGGAACUCGCGCAACGUGUCAAGUCGGCCUUCUCGGCGGACAAUGUCAGCUCUCAGAACGGAUCUGUGCACGGAGGUAAGCAAAUCGAACACGUUUAUUUGAAAAGAACAUAA
Molecule: messenger RNA, 3360 nt
Organism: Caenorhabditis sp. 36 PRJEB53466
Lineage: Eukaryota; Metazoa; Nematoda; Chromadorea; Rhabditida; Rhabditidae
Source: the annotation of a GenBank genome assembly